Aspergillus ruber CBS 135680 is the source of this 1309-nucleotide messenger RNA. Its product is annotated as putative polyadenylation factor subunit CstF64. Lineage: Eukaryota; Fungi; Ascomycota; Eurotiomycetes; Eurotiales; Aspergillaceae. The coding region runs from base 212 to 1075 and encodes 287 amino acids. The record is from RefSeq and is a predicted model, not a curated record. Gene Ontology annotation, molecular function: mRNA binding. Gene Ontology annotation, biological process: mRNA 3'-end processing. The transcript has 2 exons. Gene Ontology annotation, cellular component: mRNA cleavage and polyadenylation specificity factor complex.
CGCGACGCAUUUUAAUCUCGACAACGAACGACUUACUUUUACCUGUUUCUUCGGAGGUUUUGGUUUGCGAGUGUUUACGGAUUGCAUUACAUAUAGCGACUCAUUUAUACUUAGACAUCGCCUAUUUGUGUUGCUCUGAUCAACUCACUGCCGCCGUCAAUCCACUGCUCUUAUCCUCAGCAGAGCUCUCUUGAGCACAUUGUAUCGCAAUAUGGCUCCAGAAAGAGGCGGAAAGAGUGUAUUCCUGGGGAAUAUCCCAUACAACCUCACCGAGGAACAGGUCAAAGACAUCCUCAGUUCUGCCGGCACCGUCACGAAAUUCCGUCUUAUGAUGAACCCCGAAACAGGAAAACCCAAGGGCUAUGGAUUUGCAGAUUUUGCAGACGCAGAUGCCGCCGCAUCAGCCGUCCGUAACCUGAACGACUACGAGAUCAUGGGCCGCAAGAUCAGGGUGGACUGGCCGCACAACAACGAGAAGGAUUCCGUGCCAGAGGACUACUCGCAACCGUCGCAAAUACCAGUACAAGAUAUACAGAUGGGCAGCGCUCCCCAGGGAUCUGCACCUUUGCCACCGUUGCCGCCGGGCGUGGAGCUGCCGCCGCAUCUGGACUGCCCCAACGCUAUCUCGCAGACGCUCUCUUCUCUUCCGCCUAAUCAACUUCUUGACGUUCUCGCGCAAAUGAAAUCACUAGUCAUGGCUGACCCGGCACGGGCCACGGAGCUGCUGCGCCAGGCUCCCCAGCUCGCAUAUGCUAUUUUCCAGGCUCUCCUACUCAUGAACCUCGUCGACUACAGUACUCUGGGCACGGUCGUCGAACAAGCUGCGCAGCCUGCAGCAGCUGCACCUCCCCCUGCUCAAGCAUUCCAGCCAUUCAAUGCGGUUCCUACGCCCCCGAUUGUCAACCAGCCCUUCGUUCCUCAGGCGACGCCGCAGCCUGCUGCUAUGCCGGGGCAAGAGGAACUCUUGCAGCAGGUGCUUACAAUGCCGCAGCCAGCUAUUGACGCGCUUCCUCCCAUGGAAAGGAGCCAGAUUAUGCUUCUACGACAGCAAUUAAUGCAAGGUGCGAUGAGGUAGCGGUUGCAUUUUCUUUUGUUUCUAUCUUUCACUCGAUCUAGUCGUUUUUGGUUUCCGUUUUUAAAGGGCACUCGGAAUCAAGUAAUGGAAUGGCGUCAGGGAUUGAUUUUCAGGUUUGAUUCAUAUUGGACAGCGAGUGUAGUAUACUUGAGACUGUCAAUUCAUUCAUAAUAGUCAUUACAAAUCAGUAGACCUGAAUAUGAGUAGAAGUGAAUACAAACCUGUUGUUCCCUG